AUGCGAAAAUGCCCAAAUUUUCAACUCCUCCAGGCUUCCUAUGCCUCGCUACUCAAGCAAUGCGAAACUCCCUGUGAUCUUAGAACUGGCAAGAGGGUCCAUGCAAAGAUCCAGGCCGAUGGCUUGCAAGCCGACACCUUUCUCGCCAAUCUCGUCGUCCAGAUGUAUGGAAAAUGCGGCAGCAUCCAUCAGGCAGUCUCCACUUUCCAGUCAAUUGUGAGGAAGAACCUUUUCUCCUAUGCAAUUCUCAUCACAGCUCUCGACCAGCAUGGCGAUUUUCGUGCGGCGAUCGAAGCUUACUGCGGCAUGGACAGGGAUCUCGUCCCGGACGACGUGACCAACGUUGCCAUCUUGGCUGCGUGUUCCAAGCUCGGGGAUUUGAGCGCUGCUAGAUUACUCCACAAAGAGAUCGUGAAUCGGCACAUUCGCCUUGGGACAAAAGUUUACAACUCGCUGAUCACAAUGUAUACUAAAUGUGGUAGCGUAGAAGACGCAAAGGGGAUCUUUGAUCAAAUUCCAGAAAGAAACUUAAUCUCUUGGAAUGCAAUGAUCUCAGCAUUUGCCAGGUCUGGGCAAAGUUUCAAGGCAGUUGAGCUGCUAAGGAGGAUGGAGAAUCAAGGAGAGAGACCCGACCGCUAUACAUUUUGCAGCAUUAUCACAGCUUGUUCUUUCACCGGGAGUGAUGUUUUUCUUGGAGCAUCUUCUUGUUCUAGUUCUUCCCAACUUCUUGGAGCUACUGGGAGAAUGAUCCACGAGAGAGUGAUUCUACUGGGACUGGAAUGCGACGUUGGUGUUGGAACUUGUCUUACGAGUUUCUACUCCAAGCUUGGUCAGAUCGAUCAAGCAAGAAGACAAUUUGACAAGACGGAGUUAAAGAACGUUGUCUCGUGGAAUGCUAUGCUUGCAGCAUAUGCCACAGCCGGGCAUUUGGAAGAACUUUUGAAGCUCUAUCGCAGAAUGGAAGUGGAGCCUGAUUCCACAACUUACUCCAUUGUUCUUGGUGCCUGCGCGAGCAGUGGAGAUUUGGAGCAAGGCCGACAAGUUCACGAGAGGCUCCUGCAAAACACCCGGGACAUGAUCACCUCCGACUCGAUCGUACAAAACUCGCUACUAAAUCUCUACGCGAAGUGUGGAAGGCUGGACGAAUCCACCAAGGUUUUCGAGUCGUUUUGCUCCAAGAACACGGCUGCCUGGAACUCACUCAUCGCAGCUCACGUCCAGUCCGGAGAUCCAAACACCGCCGCCAACGUCUACAAGCGAUUGCUGCAAACUCCGGAUGUAAUGCCGGAUGCUUUCACCUUCUCCACAGUUCUUGGAGCCUUCACAGCUCUCGGGGCGAUCGACGAGGCCGCGCUCGUCCACAAGGAAAUCGUUUCCAGAGGAUUCUCCAAGGACGAAAUCGUGCUCAAAGCUCUCCUCAACACUUAUGCCAAGUGUGGAAACCUGGAGAACGCGCUGGAAAUCUUUAAAACCAUCCAGAUCAAGGAUACCAUCUCGUGGACUUCCAUGAUCCUUGGAUACGCUCAACACUGCCAGGUUCCGCAAUCCUUAGAGCUCUUCCGGGAGAUGAUCCACCAAGGCUUGAGCCCCGACUACGUAACUUACACUAGCAUUCUCCACGCCUGUGGCCACGAAGGCCUCUUCCACGAAACGCUAGAGAUCCUACGGUGGAUGGAGCGCGACUAUGGCAUCCAACGGACGCUGGAGCACUACCACUGCGUCAUUGACAUGCUUGCUCGCCUUGGUCAGCUAGACGAGGCCGAGGAGCUCCUCAAAGCCAUAUCUUACGAGCACGAGAGUGAUACCAUCGCUUGGAUAAGUUUGCUAUCGGGCCUUAAAACACAGCUAGAUGAUAACUUUCGUCAACAAAUGAUUCGCAGCUCGUAG
Molecule: messenger RNA, 1887 nt
Organism: Selaginella moellendorffii
Lineage: Eukaryota; Viridiplantae; Streptophyta; Lycopodiopsida; Selaginellales; Selaginellaceae
Product: pentatricopeptide repeat-containing protein At3g53360, mitochondrial
Exons: 1
Coding region: 1-1887 (628 amino acids)
Biological process (GO): RNA modification
Cellular component (GO): intracellular membrane-bounded organelle
Molecular function (GO): RNA binding; protein binding
Source: RefSeq, a predicted model, not a curated record